AUGAGUUUGGAUAAGAAGAGAGAGCAUAAAGACAUUAUGUCUGAAGCAAGUACUUCAAGUAAUGAAUCCAUUCACAAUUUGCCCCCUGGAAUCAGUGAGGCCACAGCGACAUCUUACCCCUGCAAGAGGAAGGGAGAAAGAUCAAAAUCUUCAGAACCCAGCAGUGUGUCUGUGAAGAGUGAUAAUUCCAUGAAGAUUUGGCCCGCUGCAUUCAGUGAUGAACCAGUGACCUCUGACCCUUUAGGAGAAAUACAUGAGACAUCCCACUUUCAGAACCAUGUCAGGCAAGACAAAACUGAAGCAGUCCUAAAGACAAAAGCACUGGAGACUAGUAAUAUGCAGAGAGUGAAAAACCAGCACAAAAUCAGCAUGAAGAAAAAGUAUGAGAUAUUAUUUGAGGGACACAAACUCCAACAAAAUCAAACUCUCUUGAACAAGAUCUAUGCACAGCUCUAUAUCAUUGAAGGAGUGAGUGAAGGAGUGAAUAAAGAACAUGAGGUUUUACAGAUGGAGAAAACAGCCAGAGCAAAACACUCAAAAGAGACUCCGAUUGUCACGGUCGCGUUUACGCGGGACGAACUGAUGAAGGGCAAUGUGAUGUUCUAUGAGGAGGACCUGAUUGAGAGCGUUAUAGACGUCAUUGAUGCCUCAGUGUUUUCUGGGAUUUGUACUGAGAUCUUUAAGGAGGAGUCUGUGAUUAAUCAGAGAAAGAGGCUGUUCUAUGAUGAGUUCCCUCACUUAUGCUGGAUUGCCACUUUGACUGUAGUGACUCUGAUGGUGUUAAUCAGAAUUAUAUACUCUCUGAGACCCUCUGAUAAGUGCUAUGCUAAAGCAGCAGUGGCAUCGGAUGCCGGGACUUGCUCUGAGAUUGGGAGGGACAUCUUGGGGCGUAAAGGUUCAGUAGUUGAUGCUGCUAUCGCUACUAUGCUGUGUGUGAGCCUGGUUAAUGCUCAAAGCAUGGGCAUCGGCGGAGGAGCAGUUUUCACUAUAUAUAAUGCAUCAACAGGAAAGGUAGAGACAAUUAAUGCAAGAGAAACUGCUCCACUGAGUGCGUCACAGGACAUGUUUGGAGAACAUCCAGAGAAUGCAAAAGCAGGAUUAUUUAUAGGUACACCAGGACUGCUGCGUGGGAUUGAGUUAGCACACAAAAGACAUGGGAGACUGAAAUGGAAGGAGCUGUUUGAGCCCAGUAUAAAGCUGGCACGAAAGGGAUUUCAGAUUGGCAAGGCCUUAUCCUUAGCCAUUAAUGAGACUAGUGGCACAAUUCUGAAUAAUGCAGCAUUGUGUCUUUUUUGUGGCUCGGACAACAAAAGAAUCUUAAGGGAAAAGGAUACAAUAAGAUUUCUCCAACUAGCUCACACUUAUGAGAAGAUAGCAGAAGAAGGACCAGAUGCAUUUUACGAAGGGUCACUGACUCAGGAUAUACUGAAUGAUAUCAAGGCUGCAGGAGGGAUAAUAACGCGUGAGGACCUGAUGAAUUAUAAGGCAGAGCUGAAUGAGUAUGCAUUAAACUUCACUGUGGGGAAUUACACAUUUCAUGUUCCUGAUGCUCCAUUCGGUGGACCUGUGCUCGCUCUGAUACUCAACAUACUCAAAGGUUACAACAUCUCAAAAAGCAGUGUUUCCACAACAAAGAACAAGACUUUGACCUAUCAUCGCAUGAUAGAGGCUUUCCGCCCGCUGAUGUCCAAAAGUAAACUAGGAGACCCACUGCAUGAAGACCUCACUGAGAUUGUCAAAGAUAUGACCUCUGAGAGCCUUGCAAACAAGAUCAGGAGUAAGAUCAAAGAUGACAUCAAACAAAUCAGCUACUUUGAGCAGGAGGACAGCGAUGGUGUACCCUUUGAUCAUGGCACGUCUCACCUGUCUGUCCUUGCUGAAGAUGGGAGUGCAGUGGCCGUCACCAGCAGUAUCAAUAACUAUUUUGGUUCUGGAGUGAUGUCAGACUCAACAGGCAUUAUAUUUAAUGACCAAAUGUGGGAUUUCAUUGAUCCUGAGAUGAUAAGUGGACCUGGCCCAAACAACUUAAUUAAACCAGGUAAAAGGCCACUUUCGUCAAUGUGUCCCACAAUCAUAGUGGACAAACACAACGGAAAGGUCAAAAUGGCGGUCGGAGGAGCAGGUGGAACCAAUAUCACCACAUCAGUUGCUCAGGUGAUCCUGAACUAUCUUUUCUUUGGCUAUGACCUGCAGAAAGCUGUUGAAGAGCCCAGAGUUCAGAUCACAAUAAAUGAGACAAAUGUCGAAAAAGACUUUGAUAAGAGUGUAAUUGAUGGGCUGAGGCUGAAGAAUCAUAUUAUAUAUCACAAUACUGCAUUAUCAGUGGUCCAGGCAAUUGGACGAGAGGGGGACAAAAUCUGUGCUGAAUCUGACCACAGGAAUUACGGCUAUCCCGCUGGAUACUGAUGCUGCUGUUGUCUAAUGCAGCAAAAGAAAAACCUCCAAAAUAGUGUUUCGGGUGUUUCAUGGUGUUUCU
Molecule: messenger RNA, 2476 nt
Organism: Puntigrus tetrazona (Sumatra barb)
Lineage: Eukaryota; Metazoa; Chordata; Actinopteri; Cypriniformes; Cyprinidae
Product: glutathione hydrolase 1 proenzyme-like
Biological process (GO): glutathione catabolic process; regulation of immune system process; regulation of inflammatory response
Cellular component (GO): plasma membrane
Molecular function (GO): glutathione gamma-glutamate hydrolase
Source: RefSeq, a predicted model, not a curated record